Messenger RNA from Cornus florida, 1265 nucleotides. RefSeq lists its product as uncharacterized. Bases 37 to 1041 code for a protein of 334 amino acids. Lineage: Eukaryota; Viridiplantae; Streptophyta; Magnoliopsida; Cornales; Cornaceae. The record is from RefSeq and is a predicted model, not a curated record. The transcript is spliced from 8 exons.
UGUUGGGAGUUUGGGUGGUUAUGAAUCGUAAAUCACAUGAAAGAUUUCGCGGCUAACACGCGAGAUAACAGCUUAUUUCCCAGUGUUCUUAAAUCUUGGCUAUCCAUGGCUGUCCAAUGCAAUUUUCUUCCCUCCUGUUAUACCUACAAACGCACAAUCGAAUCCAUGCCCUCAUUAUCGUCUACCCAUUUCACCUCAAUCCACAAUACUCCACUUUGUAUCAAUUCCAAUUCAUUGCAGCUUUCAACACAAAGGUUGGGUAGGGUGGUUUCUGCUGUGAUAUCUGAAGAAAGCCCCCUGGGUUCGAGUCUUUCUAACACUGAUCUGUUCGCACUCACUUAUUUGGAGGGCAACAGUUGGCUGUGGGAGGUGGGUGGGUUGAAAAUUUUGGUUGAUCCAAUCUUGGUGGGCAACUUGGAUUUUGGUAUUCCUUGGCUUUAUGAUGCUGCCAAGAAGUUCUUAAAGAAUUUUCAGCUCACUGAUCUUCCUGAGAUAGAUUGCCUAUUGAUUACACAAAGUCUAGAUGAUCACUGCCAUAUGAGGACAUUAAAGCCACUCUCUCAAAAGCUACCAAGUCUUAGAGUCAUAGCAACUCCCAAUGCUAAGAAACUGUUGGAUCCCCUUUUCAGCAAUGUCAUAUAUUUAGAACCUGGUCAGAGUUCUGAAAUUGAAGCAAACAAUGGUUCUCGAGUUAAAAUUCAGGCUACUGCAGGACCAGUUCUGGGUCCUCCUUGGCAGCGCCCUGAGAAUGGGUAUCUUGUUGUUUCUCCGCAAGGCCAGUUGACACUUUAUUAUGAACCACAUUGUGUCUAUAACAAGAACUUUCUGGAGAAGGAACGAGCCGACAUUGUAAUUACGCCUGUUAUAAAACAGCUUCUGCCAAGUUUUACGUUGGUUUCUGGACAAGAAGAUGCAGUUCAACUUGCAAAGAUGCUCCAUGCCAAGUUUAUUGUGCCCAUGAAAAAUGGAGACCUUGACAGUAAAGGGCUUCUUGCAAGUUUAAUUCAGUCUGAAGGAACAAUUGAAUCAUUCAAGGUUUGAUUUCUGUUAUCAGUAAAAAUAGGUUCAGGAGCUUUUGUUGAAGGAGCUGCCAGAUACAGAACUACUGGCGCCAAUCCCUGGUGUACCGGUAGAUAUUUCAGCUUCUUUAAAUAGACCAUAGUGCAAAAAUUACAAUGUUUAUGGGAAUACAAAUUUCACCCAUAUUUUGUAUAUUUCCAUGUCAGCUUAGAUAUAUGAUGUGGACAACAUUUUAAGUUCAAUAA